UAGUUCACAAGGUUUGUUUUACUGAUAUACAUAUCUGUUCGAAUGCAUUUGCAAUUCUAUUUCAAAUGCAAAUUAGUGUUGUUAUUAUAUAGUGAAUUAUAUUAUAUAGAAUUUUAUGUUUUAACUGAUUGUCGCAUUAAGUGAACCUCUUAGGAUCAGUAAAACUGUAAACUGAAGAAGAUUAAGUUUAAUUAAACGGUCAAGAACAUCAAGUAAAAAACAAUGUUUAUCACCAUAUUGUUAUUAUCUAUGUUUAUUUUAUUGGUGUAUUAUUAUUACGUACAUUACGGAAGAAAUGGGCGACUCCUCAAUCUUGUACCAGGACCAUCAGCCGUUCCGAUUCUUGGCAACGCAACUCAAUUCAAUGUUUCAGUAGAGGAACUAUGGAAACUGGUUAUUAUUACCCUAUCGGAUAAGUAUUAUCCCAUUUUUAAAGUAUGGAGUUGCUUCACGUAUUGUACGUGUAUCCGUCAUCCAGAUGAUCUGGAGACGAUACUGAGCAGCACCAAGCAUAUCCAGAAAGGUUAUUUAUAUAAUUUAUUGCAUUCUUGGUUAGGUACAGGUCUUCUCACAAGCACAGGCGCUAAGUGGCAUGCACGACGAAAGAUAUUAACACCUGCAUUCCAUUUUAAUAUAUUAAAUCAAUUUAUUGAUAUCUUGAUCAAGGAGGGCGAUUAUAUGACAGAAUCUUUGAAAGAUGUCGGAGGGACAGUUGUAAAAGAUUUAAUACCAUUUAUUACUAAACAUACGCUAAACGCCAUAUGCGAAACUGCCAUGGGCGUCUCUCUGCAAAAAUUUGGCAAGUUCGAGCAACAGUAUCGAAAUGCGGUUCACGAUUUAAUCGAACUGGUGGUUUAUAGAAUGUGCAGACCUUGGUACUACAAUAAUUUGUUAUUCUCGUUAUCGCCACAAGGAAGAAAGCAAAAAAAGAUUUUAAAAAUAUUGCAUGGAUUUACGGAAAAAGUCAUCGCGGAAAGAAAGCUUUAUCACGAACGCACCAAUUAUCGAUAUUUGGAUAACCUUGAAAAUGACAAAGAGACGGAAAUAAAUGAUGUCGAGGUGUUUGGAAUUAAGAAAAAGCGGCUAGCAAUGUUAGAUCUCUUAAUAGCAGUAUCUCGAGACCAUUUUUUAUCGGAUUUGGACAUCAGAGAAGAAGUCGAUACCUUUAUGUUUGAGGGUCACGAUACUACAGCGAUGGGCAUAACGUUUGCUUUAUUAUUAUUAGCUGAACACAAAGAUAUUCAGGAGCGUGUGAGGAUUGAAGUGGAAAACGCGAUGCAAGAAAGCGGAGGAAAACUUACCAUGAAAUCGUUGCAAAAUUUACCAUAUCUAGAGAGAUGUUUAAAGGAAACGCUACGUUUAUAUCCCAGCGUGUUUUUCAUAUUACGAAACGUUGAGGAGGAUGUUAAAUUAAACUCAUAUGUUAUACCUACUGGAACGAUGUUAUUUCUUAAUAUUUAUGGAGUUCAUAGAGAUCCCAAUUUUUGGUCAAAUCCAGAAGUAUUUGAUCCGGAUAGAUUUUUGCCCGAGAGAAUACAGAAUCGACAUCCUUAUUCCUAUCUACCCUUCAGCGCAGGACCGAGAAAUUGCAUAGGUCAACGAUUUGGUCUUCUGGAAUUGAAGUCUAUGAUCGCUCCUUUGAUACACAAUUUUUAUUUGGAGCCUUUAGAUCAUUUAAAAGAUAUCCGGUUAAAGGCUGAUAUCAUAAUUCGUCCUUCUCAUCCGGUUCAUAUAAAAUUCAUCCCAAUCAUUCGCAAAUAAUCGUUUAAAACUAACAUAAAUACCAUAUAAGUAUAAGUAAUUGAUAAAAAUAUUUUAUAAAAUGAUCCAACAUGUAACUGUAUAUAUAUAUUUUACAUUAAAUAUGUUUUAUUUCUAAUUAA
Molecule: messenger RNA, 1883 nt
Organism: Cataglyphis hispanica
Lineage: Eukaryota; Metazoa; Arthropoda; Insecta; Hymenoptera; Formicidae
Product: cytochrome P450 4C1-like
Exons: 13
Coding region: 223-1761 (512 amino acids)
Molecular function (GO): monooxygenase activity; iron ion binding; oxidoreductase activity, acting on paired donors, with incorporation or reduction of molecular oxygen
Source: RefSeq, a predicted model, not a curated record